Molecule: messenger RNA, 1176 nt
Organism: Ostrea edulis (European flat oyster)
Lineage: Eukaryota; Metazoa; Mollusca; Bivalvia; Ostreida; Ostreidae
Exons: 1
Coding region: 86-979 (297 amino acids)
Source: RefSeq, a predicted model, not a curated record
UAUAAGGAAAUUCGGUCCAUGUGUGUAUCUAGUCAUGGAAACAGUUGGUAACGAUCUUUAAAGUUAUAUUAAUUAAGAGUACAAGAUGUCUUUUAACGUGAAAUGUUUUGCACUGUAUGCAAGAGUAGGAGACGAAGUCACUGACACUUUGUAUCACACGUUUGACAAAGGAUCGUCUGGUGUGUGCCAUGCCCAUGAAGUUUCUUCAAACGAUACUCAAAACAAUACACUACAUUCAGAAUUUAUGAACUCAUCAGAAACUGAGAAUGUAAAUAACAUUGUUCUACCUUUAGACACCCGAACAAAGAUACCUCAAUCGGAUGACAACUUUUUAAAGACCAUUUUGAAUUUAGAUGCCCAUUUGGCUUCCUGUCUGGUGUGGGAAUUUAAACUUUUUCCAAAAUUUAGAAAAAGGCUAUUAAAAUUUGUCAAAAGUCAUUGCGCCAUUCAGCAGACCACCAUGAACAUAACUGAAAACAAGGUGAAAACACACCCGGUAGUGAUAAAGCAGUCAGGUGAAGAAGUAAAAGUGGACUUUGUGAUUGAAGUUCUUCCCAUUUAUCCCAAACAGAAGGUCGAUUAUGCUUGGAACUAUAGAACAUGGGAGCAGGUGAUGAGACGGGUGCUACUAGAGGAGGCGUUUGCUUGGUUUUCAACACUUGGAGGUGCAUACUCAUCUCUGGGUGAUCAUAGUCUACAAUUCGCCGAGGAGGCUGGGAGGAUCGCAAUAAAACAGUUGAAAAUCGCUGAGGAGGAGGGAGACCCAAUCUUGGCCAGCAAAGCAAAACUAUUUUUUGCUCAAAGUUUAAUGCAAAGAGGAUACAUUGAAGAAUCUAAGCAGAUAAUAAAGUGUCAGACCGUUUUUGCUAAGAGAUUGGUUUUACCUGACAGUAAACUGUUGACAAUGUGCCGUGCUUUAAGAAAACGAUGGAAAUAUGUUAACAACAAUGUUUUAGCUAUAUCAAUUACGAGUAAUUAAUUAAUACAUAAUGAUUGAUUCAACUGCAGAUGCUCUACACCAUUCCAAAAAAGGAUCAUUAUGAGCUAGCCUCAGCUAAUUUAAAACUUCUUUUUUCAUUUUGGGGGAACAUCUUUAGUAGAAGUUUGUUGGAAUAUUAUUUAAUAAGUACAUGGAUGUAGCAUCACAACUUCUCUACAAUAAAGCUAUGAACCAUA